CUCGUAGUGCUGCAGCUGUGGCUGUAACAGCCUACUGUGGAUUACUCUUCGGCAUGCGCUGAUAAUGACCACUGACUUUGGCUGGGCCGUGAACGCGCGCUCCGCGAGCCACGGUCAUUUCUCUAUACCGUGUGUGUGAAUGGUCGCUCCCUGGGUGCCGCUGCGCGCAGCCUUUACCGAUCGGCCGUGGUUCAGUGUUCAGAGCAUGCCCGCUCGCCCCGCCGUUUCUCGGGUCCGAAGAGAAGCAACGGAAGACGUGCCGUUUGCGCACAGCCGUAUUCAUCCGGUUUUGGUCCAUUUUGGGGGUUUGCUUUUUUUCUUUCCCCCCCCUUUUUUUUUGCCAGUCAGCACUGUUUGCCUGUAACGACCACCAGCGCAGAACGGAUGGUUCCGUUUGAUUCCACGAUUUUGGUGAGAUGCUGAACUGGAGGCUUCUUGCCUGCCCUCUCUAUCAGCUCAUCCCCUCGUGCUGUCAUCUCACUUCGCGUUCAAUAGUGGCUUGACAGGAUAGUCAGGGCAAAAACAAACAAACAAAACAAGAAAAAAGAGCGAGAGAGAAGCAUGCAAUAAACAAGUGUCAAGUAGCUUCGGGCUGGUUCGGUUGGAGGGAAGGAAAAAGUUCAAGUUGAAGAAGGAGGAUUAUGCAGUGAGUGCCGCACGUAACUAUAAACAGGUGACUGAAGUGGAGACUGACAUUAGGGAGGCCCUUAGGAGAGCCCUUCCUCUCCCGUCACUGCCUUCUCCUCCGUCUACUCUGUCUUCUUCUCGCUGCAUUCAACCCCCCCACACAACAUCAGCAUGGAUCUGAAGGACCGCAGAAAUCGCUCACUGACCAGGGGCCGCUGCUCCAAAGACUCCCAGUAUAACACCUCCUCCCUGGACGCCGAUGAGUGUCGUGUGCCUACCCAGAAGUCCUACAGCUCGAGUGAAACGCUCAAGGCCUUCGACCAUGAGCAGAGGCUGCACUACGGCGGGUGUGUGACGGACCUGGUUCACCAUGAAGCUGAUGAGUAUUCUAGGCAAGGCCUCCUGGAGUUUUCUCCUGUCCUCCUGCGAUACUUCAUCUCAGGGGGCAACUUCACCCUGGCUGAGCUCGGAGUGUGCGAGCCGUCUCCCCCUCCGCACCCCGCCGCUGUUCCCUACUGUCCCGACCUCGGCCUACUCCAGCGGGGUUACUCCCUUAGCGCUGGCUCUGAUGCCGACUCAGACCCCGAGGGGCCGCUGUCUCCAGAGCGGGCCAUCCAGCUGUGGGCCGGACGAGGAGGGGUAAAGUCCCGCCGAAGCUCAGGAGUGUCCAGUCGCGAGAACUCAGCCCUCACCCUCACUGACUCUGAGAAUGAUAACAAGUCCGAUGAUGAGUCAGGUCGUCCACUCCCUCCAACCUCUUCCUCCACCCUGCUCCCUCCGUCCCUCCCGUCCUCCUCGUCUGCCCCCCACCACCCCUCCCCCGGCCCGUCCCCACCGAUCAGGGAAUGCCAGGUGCCCCUGCUGGAGAAAAACUCCACCCACUCUCACCUGGAGCCCCACCCGGAGGAUUCAUACUUGCUCCGGGCCCAGCCCUCGUCCACUGGGGCUGCCAACCACCAGAGUCAGACCACGCUACGACCUCCACUGCCCCCUCCACACAACCACCACACUUUGUCCCACCAGUCUGCCAACAGCCUGAACAGAAACACCCUGAGAGGCGGACGAAACCCCAUUCACGCACCCGCUCCAGGGACGGGAGAUGGUCCGACCACCCCUGAGUCUGUCCAGUUACAAGACAGCUGGGUGCUUAACAGUAACGUGCCGCUGGAGACCAGGCAUUUUUUGUUCAAGACGUCGUCAGGGACCACCCCUCUCUUCAGUAGCUCCUCCCCCGGAUACCCCCUGACCUCGGGAACAGUGUAUUCUCCACCGCCUCGCCUGCUACCCAGAAACACCUUCUCCCGCUCAGCCUUCAAACUAAAGAAGCCGUCCAAGUACUGCAGCUGGAAAUGUGCCGCGGUGACAGCCAUCGCAGCCGCUGCCUUGCUGGCCAUCCUGCUGUCUUACUUCAUUGCAAUCAACUUGCUGGGUUUGACGUGGCAGCUGAAGCCAUCCGAUGGCCCCGUGUUGAACAACGGACUGGGAGCUGGUCUGCCUGUCAACAGCGAUGUGGCCACACUGCCCUCUGGAGGGAGAGGUCCAUGGGCAGGCCGGAACAGCAGUAUAGACUCAGGCAGCAUCGAGGUUGGGAGGCGGGUGACCCAAGAAGUCCCUCCGGGAGUGUUUUGGAGGUCCCUGCUCCACCUCAGCCAACCACAGUUCCUGAAGUUCAACAUCUCCCUCGGCAAAGAUGCCCUUUUCGGGGUGUACAUCCGCAAGGGCUUGCCUCCUUCGCAUGCGCAGUACGACUAUAUGGAGCGCCUCGAUGGGAAGGAGAAGUGGAGCGUGGUGGAGUCUCCACGGGAGAGGAGGAGUAUCCAAACCGUGGUCCUCAAUGAGGCGGUGUUUGUCCAGUACCUGGACGCCGGUGCCUGGCACCUGGCCUUCUACAACGACGGUCGGGAGCGAGAGACGGUUUCCUUCAGCACGAAUGUCAUGGAUUCAGUGCAAGAGUGCCCGCGCAAUUGCCAUGGCAACGGAGAGUGUAAUUCUGGUGUGUGCCACUGCUUCCCAGGAUUCCAUGGCAUGGACUGCUCCAAAGCGGCAUGCCCGGUCCUGUGCAGCGGCAACGGCCAGUACGACAAGGGCUCCUGUGUGUGUUACAGCGGCUGGAAAGGACCCGAAUGCGACGUCCCUGUCACACAGUGCAUAGACCCUCUUUGCAGCGGCCACGGCACCUGCACUGAUGGAAACUGCGUGUGCUCCGUCGGUUACAAAGGGCCAAACUGUGCAGAGGUGGACUGCAUGGAUCCAACAUGUUCCAACAAUGGCAUCUGUGUGAACGGGGAGUGCCACUGUAAACCAGGCUGGGGAGGACUCCACUGCGAACUGCCCAGGGCCCAGUGCCCAGAUCAGUGCCAUGGCCACGGUGCCUUCAUACCAGACACUGGGCUGUGCAGCUGUGACCCCAACUGGAUGGGACCCGACUGCUCCAUGGAGGUCUGCUCAGUGGACUGUGGAACCCACGGAGUGUGCAUGGGCGGAGCCUGUCGCUGUGAGGAAGGCUGGACCGGUGCAGGCUGUGACCAGCGUGUGUGCAACCCUCUCUGCAUCAAACAUGGAACCUGCAAGGACGGGAAGUGCCAGUGUCACCAGGGCUGGAACGGAGAGCACUGCACCAUCGACCAUGGGAGCAUGGUUGACAAAGCAGAUGGCUGUCCUAACUUGUGUAACGGUAACGGCCAGUGCACCAUGGGCCAGCAGAGUUGGCAUUGUGAAUGUCAGACGGGGUGGAGGGGCCCUGGUUGCAGUGUUGCCAUGGAGACCUCCUGUGCCGACAACAAGGACAACGAAGGAGAUGGACUGACAGACUGCAUGGACCCAGACUGCUGCAUCCAGAGUCCCUGCCAGAACAGCCCCCUGUGCCGGGGCUCCCGGGACCCUCUGCUAGUCAUCCAGCAGAGCCCGAUGUCCCAGCCACGAGUCCGCUCCUUCUACGACCGCGUCAAGAUGCUUGUGGGACGGGACAGCACCCACAUCAUCCCUUUGGAAAACCCGUUCAACUCCAGCUUGGCAUCUCUAAUUCGGGGUCAGGUGUUGACUACAGAUGGAACCCCUCUGGUGGGGGUGAACGUGUCUUUUGUCAACUAUCCCCACUACGGAUACACGCUGACACGGCAGGAUGGAAUGUUUGACCUGAUAGCUAAUGGUGGUGCAUCACUGACCCUUCGGUUCGAGCGCGCCCCCUUCCUGAGCCAGGAGCGCACCGUGUGGCUGCCCUGGAGCCAGUUUUAUGCUAUGGACACUCUGGUGCUUAAGACAGAAGAGAACACGAUCCCAGGCUGUGACCUGAGCGGUUUCGUCAGGCCUGACCCACUUGUGAUUGCAUCCCCUCUCUCCUCCUUCUUCAGCUCCAAGCCAGGGGAGAAACCCAUCAUACCGGAGACACAGGUGCUGCAUGAGCAGAUCGAGGUGCCUGGCACAAGUUUAAAGCUGUGCUACCUAAGCUCCAGGACCCAAGGUUAUCGCUCCCUCCUCAAGGUCACCAUGACUCCAGCUGUGGUGUCCAUGGGCCUUCUGAAGGUUCACCUGAUGGUCGCGGUGGAGGGCCACCUCUUCCAGAAGUGGUUCCACGCCUCGCCCAACUUGGCAUAUACCUACAUCUGGGAUAAGACAGAUGCAUACGGGCAAAGGGUCUACGGGCUUUCCGAAGCUGUCGUGUCAGUGGGCUAUGAGUAUGAGUCAUGUGCCAGUCUCAUCCUCUGGGAGAAGAGGACGGCCCUCCUGCAGGGCUACGAAUUGGAUCCCACAAAUCUGGGUGGCUGGUCGCUCAACAAGCACCACAUACUCAACACACGCAGUGGCAUCCUUCACAAAGGCAGCGGGGAAAACAUCUUUGUGACAGAGCAGCCUCCGGUAAUCACGAGCAUCAUGGGGAACGGCCGCAGGCGCAGCAUCUCGUGCCCCAGCUGCAACGGCCUCGCAGACGGCAACAAGCUGCUGGCUCCGGUUGCUUUGGCAAUGGGCAUCGAUGGCAGCCUGUAUGUCGGGGACCUCAAUUUUGUGCGCCGGGUCUACCCAUCUAUGAACACAACUGGCAUCCUGGAACUGAGGAACAAAGAUUUCAGACACAGUAAUAACCCAACCCAUAAAUACUUUAUGGCUGUGGAUCCGGUAUCUGGGGCGCUGUUUAUCUCAGACACAAACUCGCGACGGAUUUACCGCGUGCGGUCAUUAACCGGUGGUCGUCUGCUGUCGGAUAAUGCUGAGGUGGUGGCGGGGACCGGGGAGCAGUGCCUGCCCUUCGAUGAGCGCUGUGGCGACGGUGGAAAAGCCACUGAAGCUACACUUAUGAGCCCCAAAGGUAUCGCAGUGGAUAAAAACGGGCUGAUGUAUUUCGUGGACGCCACCAUGAUCCGCAAGGUGGACCAGAAUGGCAUCAUCUCUACUCUGCUGGGGGCUAACGACCUGACCGCCGUGCGGCCUCUGAGCUGUGACACCAGCAUGGACGUCAGCCAGGUGCGUCUUGAGUGGCCCACAGACUUAGCCGUGAACCCCAUGGACAACUCUCUGUACGUCCUGGAAAACAACGUCAUUUUACGCAUCACUGAGAACCACCAGGUGAGCAUUAUAGCGGGUCGGCCUAUGCACUGCCAAGUGCCGGGCAUUGACUACAGCCUCAGUAAGCUGGCUAUACACGCCGCCCUGGAGAGCGCCACAGCCAUCGCCUUGUCCCACACCGGCAUCCUGUACAUCGCCGAAACAGAUGAGAAAAAGAUUAACCGAGUGAGACAGGUGAGCACUAAUGGAGAAAUCUCUCUCCUGGCCGGUGCUGCCUCUGACUGCGACUGCAAGAACGACGUCAACUGCAACUGCUUCUAUGGUGACGAGGGCUACGCCCCCGACGCUGGCUUGAACUCCCCAACUUCCCUGGCCGUGUCCCCCGACGGGACUCUUUUUAUUGCAGACCUCAACAACAUACGCAUCCGAGCCGUGCGAGCGAACCGGCCCGGCCCUGCCCUCUCGAGCGUCGGGUACGUGGGAUCGGCGCAGUACGAAGUCGCGUCUCCGAGGGAGCAGGAGCUGUACGUCUUCAACGGGGAGGGGCUUCACAUCCAGACAGUCAGCCUCGUGACUGGGGAGCCGCUUUUCAACUUCACCUACAGCCCCGAUGGCGAGCUGGCCAUGCUGGUGGAUAACUGCAACAAUACUGUGAAAGUGAGGCGGGAUGGGCUGGGCCAAGGAGGAGGAGCCGGCCUGCUCAGACUGGUGCUGCUGCCUGAGAAUCAAGUGGUGACCCUUGCACUGGACCCCAGUGGGGGGCUGCGUAGUGUGUCAGCCUUGGGCCAAGAAGUGGCUCUGAUGAGCUACAGCGGCAACACGGGCCUCCUGGCAACCAAAGCUGACGAGACUGGAUGGACCACAUUUUACCAGUAUGACAGCGAGGGACGACUGACCAACGUGACGUACCCGACGGGCAUGGUGACAAGUCUGCACCGAGAGAUCGAGCGCUCCAUCAACAUCGACAUUGAGAGCUCGAGCAGAGACGACGAUGUCACCGUCAUCACCAACCUGUCCUCGGUUGAAGCCUCAUACACCGUGGUACAAGACCAAGUGAGGAACAGCUAUCAGCUGUGUAACAACGGGACCCUAAGAGUGAUGUACGCCAAUGGGAUGGGCAUCAGUUUCCACACAGAGCCGCACAUCCUGGCGGGUUCUGUCAGUCCAACCAUCGGUCGAAGGAACAUCACUCUGCCUACAGACAAUGGUCUCAACUCCAUUGAGUGGCGACUGCGCAAGGAGCAGACCAAGGGCAAGAUCACCGUGUUUGGGAGGAAGCUGAGGGCUCAUGGCCGCAAUCUCCUCUCCAUCGAUUUCGAUCGCAACACCCGUACGGAAAAGAUUUACGACGAUCACCGCAAGUUCACGCUGCGCAUCAUGUACGAUGCUCAGGGCCGGCCAGCUAUGUGGUUGCCCAGCAGCAGCCUGGCCGUAGUCAACGUGUCGUACUCCGCCACCGGACAGCUUGUAGGGCUGCAGAGGGGAAGCAUGAGUGAGAGGACGGAAUUUGACCCCCAGGGACGCAUCCUGUCUCGCUCUUUUGUAGACGGGAAGGUGUGGAGCUACAGCUAUCUUGACAAAUCCAUGGUGCUGCUCCUGCAAAGCCAGAGGCAGUACGUCUUUGAGUUUGACGCCUCGGGUCGAGUCACAGCUGUCACGAUGCCCAGUGUCGCUCGCCACACUAUGUUCACGCACGUGUCCGUUGGCUAUAUUCGCAACACCUACAACCCUCCGGAGAGCAACGCCUCCAUCAUCCACGAUUUCAGUGAGGACGGCAGACCUCAGGCCGUACAUUACCUGGGCACUGGGCGGCGUGUCCUCUACAAGUACGGCAAGCUAACAAAGCUGUCGGAGAUCGUUUACGACAGCACCGCCGUCACUUUUGGGUACGACGAGACAGCCGGCGUGCUAAAGAUGGUCAACUUGCAGAGCGGGGGUUUCUCCUGCACCAUCCGCUAUCGCAAAAUGGGCCCGCUUAUCGACAAGCAGAUCUAUCGCUUCAGUGAGGAGGGGAUGGUCAACGCGCGGUUCGACUACACCUACCAUGACAACAGCUUCCGGAUUGCCAGCAUGAAGCCGGUCAUCAGUGAGACGCCACUGCCUGUUGACCUCUACCGAUAUGAUGAGAUCUCUGGAAAGAUAGAACACUUUGGAAAGUUUGGGGUCAUUUACUAUGACAUCAAUCAAAUCAUCACCACUGCCGUUAUGACACUGAGUAAGCAUUUUGACACCCACGGUCGCAUCAAGGAGGUCCAGUACGAGAUCUUCCGUUCUCUCAUGUACUGGAUGACGGUCCAGUAUGACAGCAUGGGACGUGUGGUGAAGAGAGAGCUUAAGAUCGGGCCCUACGCCAACACCACACAGUACCGCUACGAUUACGAUGGAGACGGGCAGCUCAGUGGCGUCAAGGUGAAUGAUUGGUCUACCUGGCGCUACAGCUACGACCUUAACGGUAACCUCCACCUGCUGAAUCCUGGGAACAGUGCCCGGAUCUUGCCUCUGCGUUACGACCUCAGAGAUCGCAUUACGCGUCUGGGAGAUGUCCAAUAUCGCCUGGACGAAGACGGCUUCCUGAGUCAGCGUGGGACGGACGUUUUUGACUAUAACUCCAAAGGUCAGCUCCUGCGGGCGUACAACAGAGGUCCAGGAGGCUGGAGCGUUGUAUAUCACUAUGAUGGGCUCGGUCGCAGGGUGUCCACGAGGAACAGCCUGGGGCAGCACCUUCAGUUCUUCUAUGCUGACCUCAACCAUCCAACCAGGGUGACGCACAUCUUCAAUCACUCCAGCUCUGACAUCUCGUCACUCUACUAUGACCUCCAGGGUCAUCUCUUUGCCAUGGAGGUGAGCAGUGGAGAGGAAUAUUACAUAGCUUCUGACAACACCGGCACACCGCUAGCAGUCUUCAGCAGCAAUGGACAAAUGAUCAAACAGGUCCAGUACACCGCCUACGGCGAGGUGUAUCUGGACUCUAACCCAGAGUUCCAACUGGUGGUGGGUUUCCACGGCGGCCUGUACGACCCCUUGACGAAGCUGGUCCACUUCACCCAGCGGGACUACGAUGUCUUGGCUGGGCGGUGGACCUCACCCGACUACAGCAUGUGGCCCAAGAUAGGAAAAGAUCCCGCUCCCUUUAAUCUGUAUAUGUUCAAGAACAACAACCCACUCAGUGACAUGCUGGAUGUUAAAAACUACGUCACAGAUGUGAAGAGUUGGCUGGUAAUGUUUGGCUUCCAGCUCAGUAACAUAAUCCCAGGGUUCCCUCGACACUCGCUCUACUUUGUGGAGCCACCGUAUGAGCUGCAGGCCACCCAGCACUGUGAGAACGGACAGCUCAUAACCGGGGUGCAGCAAGCAGCUGAGCGGCACAACCAGGCCUUCAUGGCCCUGGAGGGUCGUCUGCUCAACAAGGAGCGUCGCAGGCGCAAGGACAAGCCUGGCCACUGGUUCGGCACCAGCACCCCCAUAAUAGGCAGAGGAGUAAUGGUGGCGCUGCAGGAGGGGAGAGUGGUGGCUGGCGUGUCGGCGCUGGCCAGCGAAGACAGCCGCAAAGUGGCUCUGGUGCUCAAUGGUGCGCAGUACCUCGAAGGCACGCAUUACACACAGGAUGGAAAGGACUGCCACUACUUUGUGAAGGUAGGCUCUGCUGACAGCGACCUGCUGGCCCUGGGGCUCACAAACGGGCGCAAGUCACUGGAGAGCGGAAUCAAUGUGACAGUGAGUGGGCGGUCGAGGAGAGGAGUGACCGUGGAGUUUGCAGUUCCAUCAUUAUUACUGAGCGUUCGGUACGGGCUCGCUGCAGACGUGCUGGACGAAGAGAAGGUAAGACUGUUGGAGCUGGCCAGGCAGAGGGCGCUGGCGGGGGCCUGGGCCAAGGAACAGCAGCGAGCUAGGGACGGAAAGGGAGGCAGUCGCCUCUGGACAGAAGGGGAGAGACAGCAGCUCCUAACGACAGGUCGAGUACAGGGCUAUGACGGCUACUACGUACUGCCUGUGGAGCAGUAUCCAGAACUGGCUGACAGCAGCAACAACAUCCAGUUUCUCAGACAGAACGAGAUGGGCAGGAGGUAACAGCCCACUGGAAGGGCGGACUCUUCCCACUCUCUCCCACUUUCACAUCUCGAGAUUUUGUCCCGGUUCCUUUUUUUUCCUCUUACCCUCCCUCCUCUUAAAACCCAUGGAGAUUUAACCAACAAACGGGGUUAUUCACGGAACGCUGCAGGGACUUUUAAAAAAGAAUGACUUACCAGACAACACAUUGUUAAUUUUACUGCCACAGGCAAAAAAAUAAAAAUACAAAUAAAAAAUACAGUUUAGUCAGUCAGAUUUUUUGUUCUGUUUUUUUUUUUUUUCUUCUUUUGAAAAAACUUUGAACAACUGAAAAAGCACUGAAGAACUUUGAGAACUGUUGCUUAAUGAGUAAGAAGAUUCCCCUUUUUAAAAAAGAUAGUGAUAUUUUUGCCCAUAUUUUUUGGGUCACACUGAGAGCGUCCAUGACAGCUACUGGUAACACGGAGGGUUUGCACUGCGGUGGCUUCUGCGAUCGAGGCUUAUCUGUCUCUAAUCGACGCUAGAGGCAAAAAAAACAAAAAAAAAGGGACCAAAGUGGAGGAGCACUCCAGAGUGCCGCCAUUAAAACUGCUCAUCAAAAGGAGGACGUCGUGCACAGCGACAGACACGGCAACGCUAAGAGUUGCCCACCACUAUGAGUCGUCUCCCUGUCUCAGGCCUCCCAUUGUCCACCUCGGACACCCAACCAAGCAACACGCGGGCUAACGGCAUCCUUGAAAAAUCCACGCUGUUAACAGACUACGAAGUAAACUUUUUAACAAAAACAAAGUCAAAAAAAUGUGAUGGCUAUAUUUGUGGACAGUGGUGUCACACGGCAUUGUUUAUUUUGAAACGGGGAAAAGAAUCAUACUACUUACAUAUGUGUCCGACUACACUGAAUUUCAGGAUGUUGCGUAUACUGUAGAUGCCGUAGUUUUGUACGUUCCAGUCGCGGUAGAAUUGUGAGACUUUCACAUAAGGCACUUCUGUACAGAACGAUCAAACACACCGAUCACAGAGUCCAGACAACAUGCUUACGUUAGUAUUUAUUUGAUUUUCUUCUUCUUUUUUUUAUUUAUUUAUUCUUAGUACUAUAUGACAAUCAUGAAUGAGUCACCAGUUCUAUUCAAUAUGAACAUUAAAUGGAUGAGUUUAUUUUCUUUUGUAAGAUAUGUAAGAAAUUGUUCAUUUUUGGGGUUUUUUUGUAUUCAUUUCCGUUUGCUGCCAGGGCAAAUAAUAGUCACUCUCAAAAAGAAUAAUUUAUGUAAUAAAGUGUUUUAAAAAAAAACAGUUUAUACUUUAAAUAAAGUCUUUAAAACUGUGAAAUCUGUUUUUUCGAAAUAUAUUUCGAUGUACAGUGUAUAGACUUACCUUUAUGCAGCACAGUAGAAUAUUGUUCAGAUUAUCAAGUUUUAUAUUUCUAAGAGGAAGUGGCUUGUAAUGUGCAAAAUCUUUAGCUGGUCUUACUACUCUAGAGUUUUGUGGCACUCUAAUACUCCAUAUCUACAAUAUCGACCCCCCCACCCCACCCCCAGUUUGUUGUUUUUGACUGGGGGUUGUUUUUUUUUUCUUUUUUGUUCGGAAGCUGUCCUAGAUCCCAACAGCAGUAGCAGUAAUGGAUCCCUCUCACUGUGAAGAGACUCGUGCUGGAUGUCAUAAUGUACCAAAUCAGUAUUAUCAAAGGAUGAUUCUUAUACAUUCGCUGAAAACGAGACUCUUCUGAGAAACCUUAUCAAUAAAACAUAAUUGUUUACUUCAGCCGAGUGACGUGUACUUCACUUUCAUCCCACUUUUCCGUUUGAAAACUACCGAUGUUACUCAUACGGAACAUCCUCAUUAUUUUAUGACAUGCAUUCGUAUUAGUUGUGUGAUGCUGAAAUGCAUUUCAAAGGUAUCUUUGAGCUUGUUGCUGGUACUGGAAAGUUCCAAUAAUUAAAACGGGCAGCCCCCACCCAGCCCUUUCUUUGUUAACUGUACAUCAUUUCCUUAGGUUUGUUCGGAAAAUAAGAGGUAAUUAACAGCAGUGUUUUAUAAACACACAGAGAGCUACCAUUUCCCUCUCGUCUAUGCUCUGGGGGGGGGGCUACAUUUUUUAUAUCUGCUGCCUCUUGACACUUACUCGGGCAUGUUUACAUAAGCUAAAGUAGAUGUGACAGCAUUUUGAAUGAAGGCUUAAUUAUAAAGGAGGAGCGUGCGGUCGCAGAUGAUAUCGCAGUGCCUUUGAUGAUGUUUCUUACAAAUUUAAAAGCCCCCAAAAAACACAACCUCAGACUCGAACCUGCACUUUCACUCUUAGUCUCCAGCAAUACACCUGCCAGGUUUGACAGGUGAAGUUGUGGUCUCCCUCUCUUUUUUUUUAGGGGUUUCUCACUGUUGCCAAGGCAAUUAUCGCAAUAAGGCACAGGGCAGGAUCUGAUAUAUCGCCAGCUCAGACAACACAGUUUAAAAAAUAUAACUCUGACAUCUUCAUGUCCAUGCCACCAGCAACUACUCUAGUAAAGGUUUCCUAUAAACAUUAAAAAUGUUUGUAUUAAUGGGUAUUAGUAAUGUGAUUAAAAUGUGUAGAAUUUACUGUCCAUUUACGCUCACUGCUCACUCUUUUAGGUACAACUUGCCAAUACCGGGUUGGACUUCCUUUUGCCUUCAGAUUUGCAUCAAGUCUCCAUGGCACAGACUAAAGAAGGUUCUGGAAAUAUUCCUCAGAGAUGUUGUUCCAAAUUGGCAUGACAGCAUCACAAAGUCCAUAAUGUAACUCUCCCAUUACCCCACAUCCCAAAGGUGCUCUGUUGGCUUGAGAUCUGGUGACUGUAGAAGCCGUUUAAAUACAGUGACCUCACUGUCAUAUAUUUAAGAAAGUAGUUUGAGGAGAUCUGAGCUUUGUGAAAAGAUGACAGCAGAAGAUGGUUAAAGGGACAAACAUGGUAAGCAAUUAUCCUCAGCUAAGCUGUGGCAUUUAAACAGUGCUAACGUGGUACAAGAAAAUAUCCCCCACACUGUUACACCAACAUCAGGCUGAACCAUUGAUACGAAGCAGGAUGAAUCCAUGUUUUUUUUAUGUUGUUUAUGGCAAAUUCUGACCCUGUCAUCUAAGUGUUGCAGCAAAAUCAAGACUCAUAAGACCACAUGGCAUUUUCCCAAUCUUCUAUUAUGAGUUGUAGCCUCAGUUUCCUGUUAAUAGCUGACAGGAGUGAUGCCUGGUCUGGUCUUCUGCUGGUCUUCUGCUCCAUCAACUUCAAGUUUUGGCAUAACGUGCAUUCAGAGAUGCUUUUCGGCAUACCUCGGUUGUACAGAGUGAGUUCAUUAGGGAGGCAAUAGUAACUCGACUAUUAGCUAUUAGGGGUCUAGCCAUUCUCGUUCAGCCUCUGACAUCAUCAAGGCUUUUUUCCCCACAGAACUGCUUACUGUAUAUUUUCUCUUUUCCAGACCAUUUUCUGCAAGCCCAAUGUUCUAUGGGAAAUCUCAGACUAGCCCACCUGGUACUAACAACCAUGCCACAUUCAAAGUCACUUAAAUCACCUUUCUUCCCACUCUGACCCUAGUUUGAACUAGGUCACGUCAGCCAUGUCUUCAAACCUAAAUGCUUCAAGUUUCCGUCAUGUUAUUGUUUGAAUGCAUAUUAGCAGUAAUAAGAACAUAAUAAAUUGCCCAGCCAGUGUAGGUUACAGCAGCAUAAGCACAAGUUAAACUUAUAACUUUAAAAAGCUUUGAAUGUCUUUUAAUUGAAACAGUUAUAAAUACUGUGGAGGCUAGCUUAAUGAGAAAUGUGAUACAAACUAUGGUUGAUUCACAUGUGAGCUCCCUGCUGUAUCCCACAAAUGAAGUGAAAUACAGUGAAAACUGUCUAAUGCUAUGUUUAAUGUGUAAAGUGAUAGUUUUCAUGCUCAAAGCUCACGACUUUUCAGUGAUGGCUCAUUCUUAGCUCAGCAGGCAGUUUGGGUGGGGAAAGAGUCUCCUUUUGUUACCACCAGUUGCAGUGAACUAGCUUAGCUGGCAACUGUAGUGGAAACAUUAAGCAGUAGUGCUUGCAGGUGAGUGUCAGACUUAUAUUUGAUAAAAACAAACAGAGUGGUAGUGUAACUGGGAAAAUGUUGCUACAAGGGAAUUUUAGCUUCACAGACUGUUUCCACAGUGCCCCCAAGUGGCCAAUUAGAGAAAGCUCUUAUAGGUGUAAGUAAA
This is a messenger RNA of Haplochromis burtoni (Burton's mouthbrooder), 13350 nucleotides long. It is a transcript of the gene tenm2a, whose product is annotated as teneurin transmembrane protein 2a. The record is from RefSeq and is a predicted model, not a curated record. Gene Ontology annotation, biological process: neuron development; heterophilic cell-cell adhesion; signal transduction. NCBI's taxonomy places the organism in Eukaryota, Metazoa, Chordata, Actinopteri, Cichliformes, Cichlidae. Gene Ontology annotation, molecular function: calcium ion binding; protein heterodimerization activity; cell adhesion molecule binding. The coding region runs from base 799 to 9195 and encodes 2798 amino acids. Gene Ontology annotation, cellular component: neuron projection; membrane. The transcript is spliced from 38 exons.